Messenger RNA from Camelus dromedarius (Arabian camel), 7823 nucleotides. It is a transcript of the gene HOXA10, whose product is annotated as homeobox A10. Gene Ontology annotation, molecular function: DNA-binding transcription factor activity, RNA polymerase II-specific; RNA polymerase II cis-regulatory region sequence-specific DNA binding. Gene Ontology annotation, biological process: regulation of transcription by RNA polymerase II. NCBI's taxonomy places the organism in Eukaryota, Metazoa, Chordata, Mammalia, Artiodactyla, Camelidae. Gene Ontology annotation, cellular component: nucleus. The record is from RefSeq and is a predicted model, not a curated record. Bases 5313 to 6554 code for a protein of 413 amino acids. The transcript has 2 exons.
GGCCACAAGUUUAGUAAUUUCAAUCUGGCUGGGGCAGGAGUGGGGCCGGUGUCAGAGGAAGGCUGGGGAAAGUGGCUGGGUUUGUGAGCUCGUGGGUGACGCUAUAGGCCCUCAGCCCACCCCACCCCCCUUCUCCCAUCGCUUCCUAAUGUUGGAAAGCAGGGGGAGGCCUCAGUGGAAAAGUUGACGAUUUUAACCCUCCGCGCCAGCAAUUCACCUAAGGCGAUCUUUAGAUUUUGUAGAAAUAUUCAGAGUGGGAUGAAUCAGGGAUGGAGGGAGUCCAAGCAAAAGGGUCCCAGGCUUGUGGAGGGUGGGGGAAGGCGGUGGCGGGAUUGGGGAAAACAAAGUUUCUACUCGGAAACAAUGAGGUGGUCAGGAACCGUGGCCGCCGGGCGAGCUUAUUCCCUGGGAGGUAGCUGGUUUCCUACUAGGUGCGAUCUCUAGGUUUGCGCCACAGCCUGAAGGAAACCUUUGUUCCGAAAAAGGCCAAAUCAGAAACGUCGCAUUAGAUUUUUGAGGCUGCCAGAGAAGUCUGUAUUGCUUAUUUGGAGUGUACCGCUAUAAACCUGGCUGGAGUUUUGCAGCAAUUUCUUAGAUGUAAAAAUGAGAUCUUUUGCAAAUAUGCAAAAAUUGUAUUGGUAAAUACCUAUACAUUUUCAAAAUCUGGCCCUGAAUCCCUCCAUCAGUGUUGUCAUAAAACAAGUUUAAAAUAAUGAUAUCACUUACCUUUCUGAGGCCAGAUUCAAAUUCCCCCUCUUCUUAUAUUAAAAUUUUUUGUUCCAAUAUGUUUUUAUUCAUUUCUUGAAAUGGUUAUUUUUCUUUUCAGAAAUAAGCAAUGCAAGGGUGAGUGGGAAAGGGAAUCUCAAAGUAGGUGCUGCCCGUGUGAGCAUGUAUGUAUGCAUGUAAAUUUUGCCGAUCAUAGUCAGGAGUCUUUGUUGAUCACGGUCUCCCAAAUUCUGAUAGAAUAAAGCAAGAAGUGGGCACCCACACGGUGCUCUCUGCAGCCUGAACCUUCCCUGAAAUCCCAAAGCUGUCUCUAGUUUCAAGGCCAGAGGCAGUUUAUUAUGGACAAAACUAAGGAUAUUGCAAUUGAGGGGUGUAUGUGUAAAGGCCCCAGCACUCCUGCCAUCAGGAGAGAAGGGCCAGUUCAGUGGCUGGAUUUAGAAAAAAAUUUAAAGCAGGUUGUUUAGGGACAGAUUGCACCUGAUGGAUUCAAAGCAGAUACAUGAAAUAUUCCUGGAAAUGUUCACAUUGUUAAAGAUGAACGGGGAAAGAAUGUCACUUCUCACCCCCCAGAUUUUAACUAUGCAGUAAAUUCAUGAAUCAGAGAAGUCCAGAAUUUUUGUUAAAGCUGGAUAUGUGGAAGUAGCAUUUAUUUUUCCUCUCUGGUGCCGCAGUUCAACAACACAGAUGAUCAGAUAAUUCUGAUCACCAAAAGCACUGAGAGGAACAUCCAGAUACAAAUUGUUUACUGGUUAUCUCAAUCUCAGUACCUAGUUUUUAAGAUUUUUUUUUUUUUGGUAAUAAUAGUUUAUUUCUCAUGGCUUGCAAAGGCCUACUCAGGAGAAGGAAUCCGCUAUCUGGUGAACUGCAUGGUAAUCCUCACCAGAGAGCUUAUUUUACCAGCCUGGCAUUUACUUCGGCUCCAUAGCCAUGUGGGAGGGGAGUGUUAGUAACCAGGUAGAAAUGAGCAAAAUUUACUCCUAAAUAAAAUGUGGACCCUGGUGGCUGCACAGGCCUGGUUGAAGCAAGCAGACACCAGAGAGUUUUAGGUUAAAGGCAUACUGACCACCAGAGAGAAAUUCAGCAGCUAGGAGAGAGGGCGAAAGAGAGAGAAAGAAGGCAAAUGGGCGAGAGGGAGAGAGAGUGUCCAGAAGUCAACCCGUGCUGCAAUUGAAUUGCUCUUCUUAAUCUCUCAGGGGUGGGGAACCCCAAGAAAGCCAAGAUGAUCAAUAAAUGGACUAUUCUAUUGAGGAAGCUAACACUUUAUUGUUACAGUCUGGGGGGUGUGGAGCCUUGGGGCUGUCAGGGAUGCUGGGAGCUCCGAGAUGAAGACCGAGACCGACUAAGAAGGCAGCAGGCAUUUUGGUUAAGUUUCUGCUGUGUGGCUAUCUUCUCCAUCUGAACCAUUGGGGCAGGCCCAUCUGCAUCCCAGGUCCCAGGUGCACCCACAGGCUCCUGAUUCAAUCUCGGCUCAGCAUGGAGGUGGGGUGGCAGUCCUGGGCCAGUGAGAGGCUCCCACUAGGGCUUACACAUUUUUUUUUUUUCCAAACAAGAAACAGCACAAACCCAACGGGGUGGAGGGAGGGUGGAAGAUGUUGGAGAAAAACAUCCGACUCUCCCCAAAGGAAGACCCAAGUGCCAAUGCCAUGGUUUGUGAGCCCGCAGCAGGCCUUCUGCCUCCUCUACUCCACAGCCAGGAUGGCCCUCUUGUAGCUAAUGCCAUACCAAACUGAUUUUUGUAACCUCGGUUGGAGCGGGCGUGCUCUUGGAUCCCAUUCAGCCAACAAGUCCAUUUGGCCACCCUAGAGAGCCUUAACGUGACUGGGACUGAGCUGCCUACUGCCGGAUACCCACCUUGUCUUACCAAACUGACAGGGCUGCUGAAUUCCCAGAGAGUCUUGGAACAUUCUGGAGAGCCCAAGGAGAAGGCUUUGAGGGGUCUGUGAACUCCUUGAAAAGGAUGGGUCAAAUUGUGGGAAUGCACAAAUGUGCAUUUUUCACAGGAUUUGAGAACUUGGCCUAAGAUUUUCCAAAGGGGCCUUAACUUCUGAAAAGAUCAAGAAAGACAGAUUUAGAUCAUUGUCUUUCACUUUAUUUUUUUAGCCUCCACCAUCUCAAGCAUUCUCUCCUGUGGCCACUAGCCUUUCCCAACCUGUGGCCCGGGGAGGUUGCUUUCUGCGCUUCAUCUGGAAAGGCCUAAACCCUGGUCCACUGGCCUGCUGGGGCUCAUUCUCCUCAAGGGACCCUCUCCUGUAUUUGGGACCUACUUCCAACUGGGCAGAGCUCUCUUGAGAGGAGUGGACACUGCUGAGGGGCAAAGCCCUCUUCUCAGGCAGUCCUCAGCUUUGUGGCAUUUCUCAGUAGCAUUGCUGAGCUCAACAGUCCCUGUCAGUUUCACUCUUCUGACAAGCUGGGUAAGGACCAAGCCCAUUUGGAGAAGGGUCCUAGACUUCAGUGCUCUGAAGCUUUUGAUACUCAAGUUCGUUGAUCUCGUGGGCCUAGCCAGAUUAGAAUUUGCCUUGGCCUUGUGCGAGAGCAAUAAGGAGACCGAAGGACAGUUCCGGAUCCCUCCGCCCAGACACCUCACUUGAUUCGGCUGCGCCGCUACUGCAGCCUCGAGACCCUGUCUGUUUGGAGACAACUGGCUUUCUCUUCCUCUCUCUCCUUUUCUACCCCUCUCUCUUCUUUCCCUCUGUCCUUUCUUUCUGUUCCUUUCUCUCUUUCUCUCUCUCUCCCUCUCUUCUCCACCCCAGACACCCAGUCCUCAAAGCCAGUCACCGCGGGGCGCAAAGGUAGAAGUGGCUGGAGCGCAGCGCAAGUGGUGGCGCGGCCUCCCGGGUGCUGCGCGCUGAGCCGCGGCUGCCGACAGAGACGGCAACUGCUUGCUUGUAUCUCCGAAGCCAGCGCCAGGGCUCUGCCGUCGCUCUCCCGUGCGCUCUCUCUCGGUCCUCUCAGGCUCAGCUUCCUCCUCCGACUGGGUUCAUACUGGGAGGAACAAGGCCAAGUGCCAGGCAGAUCACCCAGGACGCAAAGGUCUUUCCCCGCCGCACGCAGAGGCCUGAGCGGUCUGCUUCCUGGGAUCCCGGCGUUCAGCAGCUCCAGUCAGGGCCUCUGCAGGGGCUGGUGCUGGCGGAGCGGGCAGGCCUGGGCAUCCUGGAGAGCUGUAUCCCGCAGGGGCAAGGCAGCGACCUCUUGGGCUCCACUGGAUCCGGCCGGAAAAGGUCGCAUUUCCUGAGGCCCACACUUGAGGGCUAGAGCUCUGGGCCAGCCAUUUCCAACUGACUAAGAGCGUGGUCCCUACGGCCAGGGAAGAAGGAGGCCCCGGUGUCUACUGAGCAAAGGGCUUGGCCUCCGAACGCGCCUAUAACUGGGCCACGAGCCCAGGCAGGCCUCACAGGGAACGGAUUUCCUCACCGAGGGCCUCGUUAAAAUGCGAACACCGCAGGAGUGAGGGCUGCCCCAGCCGCGGGUUUGGUGGGGGGUGGAGGAGGGAGGAGAUGGAGAGGCAGGAGUGGUGACACUGUUUCUUGUCAUAGCCUCCAGUAGCAUGCGAAUGCCAAGUCUAAAAGGAGAGUUGGAGAAUUGUGUGGCAGAGGUGUCCAUUAGCCACCCCCCGCCUCCAGUUUUCCCCUCCAAGUCUUCCCCUCCGGGCAAGCCAAAGACCCUGAAGAUCAAUGUUUCUUUCACUUCCCGGAAAGGAAAGGCAUAUGAGCUUGGAGGCUGCCAGGGUGAUGCUGCUUGGGGUGCCUGGACCUGACUCUCGCCUCAGAGUAAAGGUGAGGGAGCCUUUCAGCCAAAGUUGCCAGUUGCCUGGACCCCGUCUUAUGCCAGCCCACCAAGGUUCACCGACAGAAGCUGCAGAGAAGGCAAGCCAGGUGAGCGCCCCAUAGGCGAAGAUCCUAAUUGGGUCAACCCAUUGGCAAGGAGGAGUGUGUACGAGGCUGAGAGGCCAGGACAUUGCAUUUUGGCGAAAUUUCUUUGUGGGAUGCAAGAAAGAAGUGGCAGUUGCCUGCUUUCAAUCUACUCUGGAUUUCAUACACUCUGAGGAUUUUGGUGGCCUUAGGAUCAGGUCUGCCACUUUGGGGAGACAGCUCCAGGUUCAGGGCUAAAUGAGAAGAGUUUGAGGCCCUGACAGGCCCCCUUAGUGUUUAGAGUGCACCGAGGUCUGGUGGCUGAUUCCGAAAUUAAAAUGGGGAGCACCCAAGGCGGGCCGGGGUGCGCACCAUAAACACCCCACUUGUUAACUGCUCGGGGCCCAGGGGCCUUUCAAACAGACCCCGAAGGAGGACUCACGUCUGGGCAUGGGCGGGGCGAGCCCAGGGGCCAGGCCCCACAUCAGCCACGUUGGAGCAGCCCCCGAAGCUUCUGGCCUUUGGGCUGAGGUAUCGGGUGUGCGUCUCACAGCCCAUCAAUACAGAUUACAUAUUUAUAUCAAUCGCGGGCUCGGAGGGCGCCCUCGGAGAGCGGCCCCGCGCCUACGAAACCAAACUGGGAGUGGUCGCUCGGAAACUCUGGCUCAGGAUUGGCUGCGGGCGCCCGCCGCGGUGCGGGGGGAUUGCUAAUCGUAUUCAGCAUGUUUUGCACAAGAAAUGUCAGCCAGAAAGGGCUAUCUGCUCCCUUCGCCAAAUUAUCCCACAACAAUGUCAUGCUCGGAGAGCCCCGCCGCGAAUUCUUUUUUGGUCGACUCGCUCAUCAGCUCGGGCAGAGGCGAGGCUGGCGGUGGUGGCAACGGCGCGGGGGGCGGCGGCGGAGGCGGCAGCUACUACGCCCACGGCGGGGUCUACCUGCCGUCGGCCGCCGACCUGCCCUACGGGCUGCAGAGCUGCGGGCUCUUCCCGGCUCUGGGAGGCAAGCGCAAUGAGGCGACGUCGCCAGGCGGCGGUGGUGGCAGCGGGGGCUUGGGUCCCGGGGCGCACAGCUACGCUCCCGCGCCUAUAGACCUGUGGCUGGACGCGCCCCGGUCCUGCCGGAUGGAGCCGCCCGAGGGGCCGCCGCCGCCGCCCCAGCAGCAGCCGCCGCCCCCGCCGCAACCACCCCAGCCCCCGCCGCAGGCCACCUCGUGUUCUUUCGCGCAGAACAUCAAAGAGGAGAGCUCCUACUGCCUCUACGACUCGGCUGACAAAUGCCCCAAAGGCUCCUCCGCCGCUGCCGAGCUGGCCCCCUUCCCGCGGGGCCCGCCGUCCGACGGCUGCUCCCUGGGCACCUCCAGUGGGGUGCCAGUGCCCGGCUACUUCCGCCUCUCCCAGGCCUAUGGCACCGCCAAGGGCUACGGCAGCGGCGGCGGCGCUCAGCAGCUCGGCGCCGGCCCGUUCCCCGCUCAGCCCCCGGGGCGCAGCUUCGAUCCGCCAUCCGCUCUCGCCUCCGGUUCGGCGGAUGCAGCCCGGAAAGAGCGAGCCCUCGACUCGCCGCCGCCCCCUACGCUGGCUUGUGGUGGCGGUGGCGGUGGCGGGGGCUCGCAGGGCGACGAGGAGGCGCACGCUUCGUCCUCCGCCGCGGAGGAGCUCUCCCCGGCCCCUUCAGAGAGCAGCAAAGCCUCGCCCGAGAAGGACUCCCUGGGUAAUUCCAAAGGCGAAAACGCAGCCAACUGGCUCACUGCAAAGAGCGGCCGGAAGAAGCGCUGCCCCUACACCAAGCACCAGACGCUGGAGCUGGAGAAGGAGUUUCUGUUCAACAUGUACCUUACUCGAGAGCGGCGCCUAGAGAUCAGUCGCAGCGUCCACCUCACGGACAGACAAGUUAAAAUCUGGUUUCAGAACCGCAGGAUGAAACUGAAGAAAAUGAACCGAGAAAACCGUAUCCGGGAGCUCACAGCCAACUUUAAUUUUUCCUGAUGAAGCUCCAGGCAACGUGGGGUUUUUUCCCCCCCACUUCCAGAGAGCUGUUCUCCCUCUAUCUUCGGCCUCUGCCCAGGAACUCGCACCUGUGCUGGAGACCCAUUCCUUCCUCCCACACUCACCAUCUCGCUGGCCGUUACAUCUGUGCAGGGCUGGUUUGUUCUGACUUUUUGUUUCUUUGUUUGCUUGGUGCUGGUUUAUUUGUUGUUUUCUGGGGGAAAAAGCCAUAUUGCGCUAAAAUUCUAUAUAUAGAGAGAUUGUCCUAGGUGUCAAGCGGUGACUAAGAUGGUUUGCUGUCUCGGGGUUCCACUACUGGAAAUGGCCCCUGUCCUUCUGGUGGAGCUGGUUUCCUGUAGGGCUGGCAAACCUAGCCAGAAGGCGGAGGUCCCAUUGUAGGCAGCUGAGGUGUCUGGCCUGAGGUCAAUGAUGCAAGAAGCCGCCACCGGGCUCGCCUGCCUGGAGUGCUGGGCUGUGUUUAAUCAGGGGAUACAGGCCCCUGGGUUUCUUUUUUCUUUCUUCCUUUCUUCCCUGGCAAAGAGAAGGGAUUGUAGGCAUGAACACGCAGGUUGGCAAAAGGGCUUGACUUUGGCUGAUGGGAAAAUGGGGAAAGUCAGAAAGAUUAAUUUUUCCUUCUCCAGCUUUAAGAGGCGAAAAGAAUGACCAGGAGAAGGAAACUUCUCUUCCAGUUUGUGUAAGGUUUUGCAUUGCAGGACUAAAUUAUUUCACUUACCUCUGAAUUUCCAUGUCCUUCUGUCUGUAGAUAAAUAAUUGAAUGUCGUUUUGUUAUACAUACAGAUUUAAUGGAUUUUUUGUCAUUAAAUAAUUGUUACCAUUGGUAACACAUGACAAGCACACCCCAAUUCUCCCUAUCUUGUGGAGGUUCCCCCCCCACUUUUUCCUUUUCUUUUCUCCCCCCCCCCCAGAUUCAUGGCAGCCGAGGAGGGCUGGGGCAAGCCGAAUAGACUAGAGAAGGGAGACAUUGUUUGGGUUUCCUUUAUACUGUGAAGUUACAUGCAUAAAAGGGUCAAACCUGUAGGUGCAGAAAAAGAAAAAACUAUAAAAUACAAAUCUGUAUAAAUGUCUAUUAUUAUGAAAAAUUGCCAAUCUUGUUUUAUGCAAAUGCAUUCUAUCGUUAUUAUAAAUGUUAGUUCUAGCUCUAUUUACUUCUAAUCUUAAAUGAGAAUAAAUUAAUAUUGUAAUGCUGCUGUGCGUGGAAAAAAAGACGAUGUUUAUGUUCUUAUAGAAGAAUAAAAGCUGUGGAAUGAA